AUGGGAAAGCUUCACUUUCUGUUUUCUUUCUUGUUGUUUGCUGCCAUGGUUUAUGGAAGGCAUGAAACAAUGGUUGAUGGUAAACAGGGCAGGAUAGGAGCCAUUGUAGACAUGAGUUCUAGGAUUGGUAAGGAAGAGAUUUUAGCUAUGCAGAUGGCUAUAGAGGAUUUUAACUCCUUGAGCAAUCGAAAUUUCAGUCUCGUCGUUAGAGAUUCCAGAAGUGAUCCCAAUCUAGCAGCUCUAGCUGCUAAAGAUCUCAUCAGUAUGCAACGAGUUCAGGUUCUUAUAGGGCCCCAAACCUGGGAAGUGGCAUCCGUAGUUUCUGAGGUUGGAAAUGAGGAGCAGAUUCCGGUAUUAGCGUUAGCUAACGAAAUACCGAAGUGGGCAAACGAGAGGUUCAAAUUCUUGGUCCAAGCUUCCCCCUCCCAGUUAAAUCAAAUGAGAGCUAUAGCUGGUAUCAUCGGUUCAUGGGAUUGGCGCCUAGUCAAUGUUAUAUAUGAAGAUAGUGAUUUCUCAACCACUGAAAUAUUUCCUCAUCUUGUACAUGCCCUCAAAGACGUAGGAGCUGAAGUAAGUGAAUUUGUUGGUCUCUCACAAUUUGAUUCUGAUUUAUUCACCAAAGAAUUGGAGAGGCUAAGAAGAGGGUCUAGCAGAAUUUUUGUAGUUCAUUUGCCAUUCAAGUUGGCACUGCGUUUAUUCGAGACAGCAAAAGAGAUGGGAAUGAUGGGAAAGGACUAUGUAUGGAUCACCACCGAUACUUUCACAAGCCUUGCACAUUCUUUCAAUGUUUCUAUCAACUCUGUACUACAAGGAGUUGUUGGAGUCAAGAGCUACUUCCCAGAAAGAAAUCCUCGAUAUCAUGACUUUUAUCUUCGGUUUUGUCGAAGGUUUAGAUUAGAGCAUUUUGAUGAGGACAACAACGAGCCCGGUAUCUUUGCAGUACAGGCUUAUGAUGCUGCAACGACAGCAGCUAUGGCAAUGAGUGAAAUCCAAGAAAAGGGCAAUGAUCACUUGUUAGAAAAAAUAGAGCUCACUGACUUUCAAGGACUCGGUGGAAAGAUUCAGUUUAAGGACAGAAAAUUGGCCCCAGCUGAUACUUUUCAGAUUAUCAAUACCUUGGGAAGGAGUUAUAUGGAACUAGGCUUCUGGUCUGAUACAUUAGGAUUCUCGCAAGAGUUGAGGGAAAAUUCGUCUUCUAGCUCGUCGAUGAAGGAUCUUAGCCAAGUGUUUUGGCCAGGUGGAUCUUCUGAAACUCCAAAGGGAUGGGUCGUACCAACAGAUGCCAAUCCAUUGAGAAUUGGGGUGCCAACUGGUUCCAUGUUCAAACAGUAUGUACAAGUGGAAGAAGAUCAUAAGGCCUUCAAUGGACUUGCAGUUGAUCUGUUUAAAGAAACAUUAGGCAUCCUGCACGCCCCUCCGUCGUACCAGUUCUAUCAUUUCGAUGGCUCAUAUGAUGAUUUGGUGAAUCAAAUCUACUUAAAGAACUUUGAUGCAGCUAUAGGUGAUAUCGCCAUAAUAUCACGACGCUAUGAACAUGCCGAGUUUACACAUCCUUACUCUGAAGCAGGACUGGUGAUGAUAGUUCCUACCACAAAUGACACAAGCAACAAAUCAUUGUUGUUCACAAAGCCCUUUACUGUGACCAUGUGGAUUCUAAUUGCUGUGGUAACCGUCUACAAUGGCUUUGUCGUGUGGUUCAUAGAACGAGGUCACUAUCCUGAACAUGAUGGUUCAAUGCUUGAUGAAGCUGGAGCCAUGUUUUUCUCAUCCUUCACCACUCUCUUCUCCUUGCACGGCAAUAGGCUGCACAGUAACUUAUCACGGAUGGCUAUGGUGGCGUGGCUAUUCAUGGCACUUGUGGUAACUCAGACAUACACAGCUAAUCUUGCUAGCAUGCUCACUGUUCAAAAGUUCAAGGCGACUAUAUCGGACAUUGAGACUCUCCAGAAAAUGAAUGCAUAUGUGGGAAACGGCAGAGGAACCUUUGUCAAAAGGUAUUUGGAAGAAGUUUUGAAGUUUCCUACCAAAACUAUAAAAAACUACACUGCCCAAAACGAUUUAGCUGAGGCUCUCAGAAACCAGGAGAUAGCAGCUGCAUUUCUUGAAGUCCCUUAUGCAAAACUAUUCCUCGCAAGAUUUUGCAAUGAAUUCAUGAUUUCUGGACCAACCUACCAUGUUGGAGGAUUUGGAUUUGCGUUUCGGAGAGGCUCUCCGCUGUUACACGACGUUAACAAAGCACUGCUUAAGGUAUUUGAAAGUGGGAAGUAUAGAGAGCUGGAAGAAAGCAUGAUUGCUAGGGAGAAAUGUGAGGAUAGGGAAGCCAAAGUGAAAAGUUCAAGCCUCAGCCCCAACAGCUUCUUUUUACUAUUUGUAUUGAGUGGAGGAGUAUCAACAUUAGCAUUGACAUUGUACACUAUCAGUGUUCAUAAAUCAUUUCUUCAACAGACCGUUCUUUGGAGGUUAAUGUUAGCUGUAAUCAAGAACUGGGGAAAUCACAGGAGGGAAUUUUCUCGACAACCAAACGACGUGCUGCUAACCGUCCCAAAGAUCUUCCCAAACGCCACAAACCUGCAAAUUCAGGUCCAGUAAACUGUAUAUGGUUCAGUUUUGUUUUAAGUAGAAUUAUGGCUAGAAGAAGAGUAGGUAGCUUUAGUGGGAAAUAUGGAAAACCUUGUAGAUUAUUAACAAUUUUUCAUAGGUUGAUAUGUAAAAAUUUAUUCUUUGAUCUGAUCCAAUGAACAGCUCACACAUCCCUUGGGGUUUUAGUUUUAUGAA
This is a messenger RNA of Cucurbita moschata (crookneck pumpkin), 2775 nucleotides long. Its product is annotated as glutamate receptor 2.8-like. Lineage: Eukaryota; Viridiplantae; Streptophyta; Magnoliopsida; Cucurbitales; Cucurbitaceae. The record is from RefSeq and is a predicted model, not a curated record. The transcript has 5 exons. Gene Ontology annotation, molecular function: ligand-gated monoatomic ion channel activity; signaling receptor activity. The coding region runs from base 1 to 2589 and encodes 862 amino acids. Gene Ontology annotation, cellular component: plasma membrane.